This is a messenger RNA of Acyrthosiphon pisum (pea aphid), 1802 nucleotides long. RefSeq lists its product as uncharacterized. The record is from RefSeq and is a predicted model, not a curated record. The transcript is spliced from 9 exons. Lineage: Eukaryota; Metazoa; Arthropoda; Insecta; Hemiptera; Aphididae. Bases 568 to 954 code for a protein of 128 amino acids.
AUGUCUCUUGGAUUUUCUUAAAAUUCAUGUCUAUUUACCUUUGACCAUGGUUUAAAUAUACGAGGUUAUUGGAAAAGUAGGUACUCCCUCUAUAUCAUUUUAUCACAUUAAGGAAUUAAAAUGGCAGCGUAAGUGGACGACAUAUACUGGUUAUACUAUGAAAUAUACUGAGAUAUGGACUGACCGAUACGCAGCAAUUUUAUUUUUGUUUGAUAACAAUAUAGACUAUGUGCAAUAACCUUGUAUAUUUAAGCCAUGCCUUUGACCAUCCAUACAAUUUUCAUAGCUCUUUUUUGAGAUUUGACAUGAUCAAUCAUGUCAUUGACUUUUCUAGAAAUAUAAAAGCCAUUGCGAUAUUUACACUAAAAAAUUCGAGCAUGAUAUUUUGGUUAGAUAUUCGAUCCAUUAGGUAUGGAAAAUAGAGUGUUAAUCUUCGUUGUAUCAGGCUAAAUAAUAUAUAUUUUUAUAUUGCCACUGCGUUCACAAGUUUGUGUAGUAGAUUAUAAUGAUAUAUAAAAAUAGUAACAAACUGAAAUUGAUCUAUGUGUAUUGUGUUACAUAAUUUAUAUGUUCAUAGGGGAAUUUCAUACAUUUAAUAUGACAGUAUUUAAAUUCUUUGAAGAAAAGAAAAUGACCAUCGUUCAAAAUCGUAUCGGUGAUACUUUACUAAAUAAAAACAAUCAUCACCUGUUUGAUACUGUUGCCAAAACUAAUAGUAUGAAAACUGAUUUCACCAAUUUAUUCUUUCACAAUGGGAACCAACUUAAGAUGGUAGACAGAGCAAAAAAAUUGACUUUGAAAAUCAAGUUUAGUGAAAAUUAUCCACUAGGAAAGUUUGUUGCUGAGUAUAAACCUACCGGUGACACAGGUUACUUAAAAAACGUGUCAGCGUUUUGUACAGAAUACAGCGUACGUCCUUAUUUUGAAGCACCUUUCAGAAGACUUGGAAUUUAGAAGAAAGUCUAUUGCAGGUACCUUAUAUAUACGCAAGUGAACUAUCAAUUACUACUAUAAUAUUAUGUAUUUAUUAGUCAAUAAUUUCACUCUUGACAAGAGGCUGACCUGGGGGCCUCACUUAUCAAUAAAACUACAACUAGCAUAUCAACGUCUAUCGAUACUAUUUUCAAUAAUAAAUAAAAAAUCAGUCAUUCAAAAAAAAAAUUUCAAUCCUAAUAUACAAGCAACUUCUACUGCCAUUAAUAACUUAUUCUUGUCCAGUAUGGGGGAACUUUUCGGCUAUACACACCUAAAAAAAAAUCCAAAUAUUUCAAAAUAAAGUGCUAAGAAUUAUUACAAAUGCUCCGUGGUUCGGAAUGAAAAUAUUUACAAAGACCUACAAAUUGUUAAAAUCGAAAACCUUAUACGCACACUAUCAAAAAAAUUCCAUAGUUCAUUACUCAACUAAACAGGCUCACUUCACUACAAUCUCGAUAUUCAUCCACCACGCUCUAAUGACGUCUGAAACGCGGCCGCCCUCGUGAUCUCAUUAUUCAAAAUCAACCUCCAGUCUAAUCUGUACAAUGUACAUAUUGUAAUAGUUUUGCUUUUAUAUAGUAUCUCAAGUAUCUGUAACCAUACCGUAUUCAUAUAUUGUAAUAUUUAGAAUAUUUAUUUUAUUUAGCUUAAUUGUAUACAUCUGUCCAUAUUUUAUAUUUAUAAUCAUCCUUUUAAAAUAGCUACAAACUAAUAUUGUCUUUUAUCCAUAGAUAUAGAUAGUCUGCAACGGCUAGGAAUGACUUAUUUUAUUAAUAAAUAAAAAAAAAAAUAAAAUUAGUCAAUAAUUAAAAAAAACUAAAUUAAAU